Molecule: messenger RNA, 650 nt
Organism: Contarinia nasturtii (swede midge)
Lineage: Eukaryota; Metazoa; Arthropoda; Insecta; Diptera; Cecidomyiidae
Exons: 3
Coding region: 29-622 (197 amino acids)
Source: RefSeq, a predicted model, not a curated record
AGUGGUCGCAUGUGCAAUUGAACAUGGCAUGAACAAUAUUGAAUGUUUCAUUUCGAGCAAUAAGACAUGGCAUCUCAAUGAAUUCAUUUCACUGAAAAAGAACGACGAUUGGAAACCGACCGAAAUUGAGGCUCGUCAUGAUCAAUCGCUUUUCGAGGCGGUUUUAAGUAAAUUGAGUGAUUUGAUUGCAUCAAGAUCGAUUCAAUUUUCGAUGCCACAAAAUGUUGAUGAUAUGUCGCCCGAAGGUCGUGUCAAAUCGGGCUUUGAUUUUUCCGGCUUGACAAAUUUUGUUGGAACGGGCAUUGGACCUGAAGGCAGAAAAAAGAAAAAACAUGGAAUGAUGGGCAUGACAGUUAUCGCAAUGAUCGCGCAACUUUUUCUCGGGAAGAUCGCUUUUUUGGCCGGUGCAGCAUUGCUGCUAUCGAAAAUUUCACUGUUGUUUUCCAUUGUCAACGCAUUGAAAAAGCAUGGAACCGGCAAUUCGGGAGGCAGCGGAGGUGGAGACCAUGUCGUAUACAGUGAUCCAGGGCACGGUGGCUAUCAACGAAGUAUCAUCGAAUCACCGAUGGAUUGGGUUUUCACGGAUGAACCACCAAGCACAUUUUCACCGAUUCUAACGUAAUCAAUAGCUGGAUAGCAGACCUAGUAUA